Rana temporaria (common frog) is the source of this 1838-nucleotide messenger RNA. RefSeq names its product ETS2 repressor factor (gene ERF). Gene Ontology annotation, biological process: cell differentiation; regulation of transcription by RNA polymerase II. NCBI's taxonomy places the organism in Eukaryota, Metazoa, Chordata, Amphibia, Anura, Ranidae. Gene Ontology annotation, molecular function: sequence-specific DNA binding; DNA-binding transcription factor activity, RNA polymerase II-specific. Bases 89 to 1636 code for a protein of 515 amino acids. The record is from RefSeq and is a predicted model, not a curated record. Gene Ontology annotation, cellular component: nucleus. The transcript has 5 exons.
CGCGGAAUCUUCUCCUUUGGGUCAUGUUCCCUUUCGGAGUGAAGACUCUCAGCUCUUUCCCUCUCACCCUUUCUCCUCCUAAUGAAGUAUGUUCUGCCACAGAGAAAAGAGGAGGUGUCACACUGCCAGCGGCCCAGGGUUUGCCUUUCCUGACUGGGCCUAUAAGCCAGAGUCCAGCCCGGGUUCCAGACAGAUCCAGCUCUGGCACUUCAUUCUAGAGCUCUUGAGAAAAGAAGAGUAUCACGAUGUCAUUGCCUGGCAAGGGGAUUAUGGGGAGUUCGUCAUUAAGGACCCUGACGAAGUGGCACGGCUAUGGGGAGCACGGAAAUGCAAGCCACAGAUGAACUAUGACAAAUUGAGCAGGGCACUCAGGUAUUACUACAACAAAAGGAUACUUCACAAAACCAAAGGCAAACGUUUCACCUACAAAUUUAACUUUAACAAACUGGUGUUGGUCAACUACCCCUUCAUAGAUAUGGGUAUGUCAGGAGGGCCGGUACCUCAAAGUGCCCCACCCAUACCAUCGGGAGGCACCCACUUCCGCUUCCCACCCUGCACCCCAUCAGAUGUUAUGUCUCCGAAUGAGGAUCUACGCUCGCCCACCCUUUUUUCUUCUGUUGCAAGACGGCUGGCACGUGGAUCAGUCAGUGACUGCAGCGAUGGCACAUCGGCUAAUUCUGAAGUGGAAGAGAGUUUAAGUGAGGAGCAACACCGCCGAGGCCCUGGGCCCGACAUCCCAGCAUUCAGAGGUCCACCUCUUCCUCGACAUCCUCACGAUGGCAUCUUUAGGAUCUAUCCUCGUACACGGGUGCAGGAACCUCUUAGCCCUUUCCCAGUAUCACCUAUGGCUGCUCAUACUGGCCUACUGCCUCCACAGCUCUCACCUGCCUUACCCAUGACUCCUAAUCAUAUGAACUAUACCCCAUCCCCUUCCUUGAGCCCUAUGUACCCAGGUGGUAGUCAUUUUUCAUUCAACCCUGAAGACAUGAAGCGCUACCUUCAAGCACACACGCAGAGCGUGUACAACUACCACCUCAGCCCACGGGCAUUCCUGCACUAUCCAAGCAUUGUGGUGCCUCAGCCACAGCGCCCUGAAAAGCCCUUACAUCUGCCUCCUGAGGAGUCUUCUUUCAAGUUCAAACUCCAACCUCCUCCACUGGGCAAGAAGCAGCGGGACCGACCUCUUGAACCUGGUUCCUCUACCUCUUCCUCAUCAACGGGAGUCCCACAGAUUAAGGUGGAACCCAUCUCGGAUGCUGAGGAGGAUGAAGAGGAUCUCAUGGUGGAAGUAACGGACAUCAGCGAGGAGGAAGACGAUGAGGAAGUCUUCAAAGCCCCCACAGUGCCAGAGCAAAAACCCUUUGUUCCUGUUCUACCUAUUCGGGAAGAGGAAACUGUAAGCACAGGGGAUGAUAGUGGCCGCUGUAUCCCACUUAAGUUGCGCUUCAAGCGCCGUUGGAGUGAGGAUCAACGCUUGGAGGCCGAGGGAGGAGCAGAGGAGUCCGAUAAAAAGGUCAGAAGUAAUCAGGAGGAGCUGAAACUGCCCCCACUGCCAGGGGGCUCUCCCUGCAGAAGGGUGAGCACUGACCUUCAAAGAGCCACAGAGGAACUCUCACUUGAAAGUAGGGAUUCCUAAUGGAGGACUUACUGGGCCCACCAGAAGUAGCCUAGUCCAUUUGUAAAGAUCGGCUCCCUUUUGGUGGAGUCUCUUUCCAGCAAAUUUUAUUCCCUGUAUCCAAAAAAAAGUCCUUUGGUUUCAUGGAAACGAGGACAUUUUUUGUUUUUGUAAUCCCAUAUUUUAUUUCUUUCAACAGGGAGGGGAGAUUUAAAGGAAAAAA